Messenger RNA from Prosopis cineraria, 2339 nucleotides. RefSeq lists its product as uncharacterized. The coding region runs from base 1165 to 2097 and encodes 310 amino acids. The record is from RefSeq and is a predicted model, not a curated record. The transcript has 2 exons. Lineage: Eukaryota; Viridiplantae; Streptophyta; Magnoliopsida; Fabales; Fabaceae. Gene Ontology annotation, molecular function: zinc ion binding.
CGAAAACACCCUCGACUGACCCAAAUCAGCCCUAAUCUUUCGCAAGAAUACCCAGGAUGUUCAUCAGCUUCUUUGCCUGUCUGUGUCUCUAUCUGAUUUUCUCUUCAUCCACUGAUAUGGCAUCGCAGUUUGUGUUCGGAUCCGCCUCCUUCGGUCUGUGAGAAGCCAUCUCUGCUAAUACUCAGGUUGUUUACAUGAGAAAGCUUAUUUUACUGUGGCUGGUUACAUUUGCCAAUAUAGUAGAGAAAAUGGCCUUCUUAUUUUUUCCUCCCAUCUGAGGGAAGAGGUUUGAGUGGUUGAUGUGUACUUCAUCGAAGUUUGCACCCAUAACUCCACUGCAUGGAAGAUCACUCAUUUGCUGUUGGUCAAGAAUUCCCUGACGUUAAAGCAUUCCGCAAUGCAAUUAAAGAAGCAGCCAUUGCACAGCAUUUUGAGCUUCAUAUCAUUAAAAGUGACCUGAUUCGUUACUUUGCUAAGUGUGCAUCAGAUGGCUGUCCAUGGCGCAUUCGUGCUGUCAAGCUCCCUAAUGCCCCCACCUUUACCAUUAGAAGUCUUGAGGGGACACAUACUUGUGGGAGAAAUGCACAUAAUGGGCACCACCAGGCUUCUGUUGACUGGAUUGUGAGUUUUAUCGAGGAAAGAUUGCGAGAUAAUAUCAAUUACAAACCAAAAGAUAUUUUACAUGACAUCCAUAAACAAUAUGGGAUAACAAUACCAUAUAAGCAAGCUUGGCGUGCAAAGGAACGUGGUCUUGCUGCAAUAUAUGGCUCCUCUGAAGAAGGAUAUUGCCUACUUCCUUCGUAUUGUGAGCAGAUAAAGAAUACUAAUCCUGGAAGUUUUGCAGAGGUAUUUACUGCAGGGUGCAGAUAACCGUUUUCAGAGGCUUUUUGUUUCUUUCUAUGCAUCCAUAUAUGGUUUCCUGAAUGGUUGUUUGCCCAUUGUUGGACUUGGCGCUAUCCAACUGAAAAGCAAAUAUCUUAGCACAUUCCUUUCAGCAACUUCAUUUGAUGCUGAUGGUGGGUUGUUCCCACUUGCAUUUGGUGUUGUUGAUGUUGAAAACGAUGAAAGCUGGACUUGGUUUUUGUCCCACUUGCACAAGACGCUUGAGGUGAAUACUGAAACUAUACCACCAAUUAUAUUUUGUCAGAUGGACAGAAAGGUAUUAUGGAUUCAGUAAGAAUGAAGUUCCCUAAUUCUUCUCAUGCAUACUGCAUGCGUCACUUAAGUGAAAGUAUUGGCAAAGAGUUCAAGAAUUCUAGGCUUGUCCAACUUCUGUGGAAGGCAGCAUAUGCCACCACAACCUCUGCUUUUAGAGAAAAAAUGGCUGAAAUAGAGGAGGUUUCUCCUGAAGCUGCUAAAUGGUUACAGCAAUUUCACCCUUCUGAAUGGUCCCUAGUACAUUUUGAAGGAUCACGAUAUGGUCAUUUGUCCUCUAACGUUGAACAGUUCAAUAGAUGGAUCUUUGAAGCCCGGGAAUUGCCAAUCAUUCAGGUGAUUGAGCGGAUUCAUAACAAGCUUAAGACUGAGUUUGAUGACAGGCGUUUAAAGAGCAGUUCAUGGUUCUCUGUACUCGCUCCAUCUGCUGAGAAACGAAUGAUCGAAGCUAUUAGUUGUGCGUCCACAUAUCAAGUCCUUAGAUCAGAUGAAGUGGAAUUUGAAGUUCUCUCGGCUGAUCGCUCAGAUAUUGUAAAUAUUGGUAAUCGUAGCUGUUCCUGCCGUGAUUGGCAGCUAUAUGGAAUACCGUGUUCUCAUGCUGUUGCAGCUCUGAUCUCAUGUAGAAAGGAUGUCUAUGCUUUUAGUGAGAAGUGUUUUACUGCUGCUAGUUACAGGGAGACCUAUGCAGAGGAAAUAUAUCCAAUCCCUGAGAAACUUGAAUGGAGAAAAACAGAUGAGGCUUCCAUUGAUGACAAAACCCUAGUUGUACGGCCACCAAAAUCUCGGCGACCACCAGGGCGCCCUGAGAAGAAAAGAAUUUGUGUUGAGGACCUUAAUCGAGAGAAGCAUACAGUGCAUUGUAGUCGGUGUAAUCAAACUGGACAUUACAAGACAACGUGCAAAGCGGAGAUUAGUAAUAGUAGAACAGUUUUAGGUGUCUGACUUUGUACUCUUAGGUCACUUGGACUAGCAUGGUUAGCUUCUAGGGACGCAAGUUUAACGAUAUACGCAUUACUUUGGCUAUGUAAGAAAGUUAUUCCAUUUUAAUCAAUCUGCAUGUGUAAACUAAAGUAACUUUGAAGAUUGGCAGGUUUGUUAUCAAAAGCCAUAAUGGAGAUGGAAUAUGUCAAGAAUGAAAUAAGAGGGUUAAAAUAUCUUCCCAAGUGCCUUUGUUACAAGAAGUA